AUGCGCGUCAUGUAUCAGCAGCCUCACCUUGUCCCUCCCAUGAAGCUCACGGUGUUCGACGACCUGCCCCCGACUCCGACGCCAGCACUGCCUUCCCGAAUAACGCAAUGGGUAUCGCAGGGCAAGGUUUCGCUCAGAUCCAGCCUUUCUAUACGCAGACCUACACCGUCAAGACUACUCAUAUCCAGUCCUCGUCCACCGUUGCCGUCAGACGAGUCACUGCCCUUCCGCAGGCUGGCACAGGACUUCCGUCCUCUCGAGCUCAGCAUCUACAUGCCCGACAAUCGAUUGUCAGAUCUGCCCGAGUUCGACCGACUGAGUUUCACGGAGGUGGGCGAAAUCAAACCGCCACCUCGAGCUCUGGUGCGCACAAAGUCUGAAGAGGUCAUUUCCAACAAGCUGUCCAUGUUCCCUGCCCCCGUCAAACAUGCGUCGAUGAUGGAACGGAGUCGUAUGUCACAUGUGCGACCCGAUAUCUCUUCCACGGUGAUCUCAACCUCACGGCCACCUUCGGAGUACGACGCCCUUCAUUCGCAUCCUGUAUCGUGGGCAUCUUUUCCAGGAUUGCCUCCGCAAGCCCACAUUCCUGGUCGUUCAGAACCCUCUGUCACCGUCCUGACCCCUAUGCAAGAGGAGUUCAGUCCACCUAACACGUCCGUCACCGUCGGUGGUGUUUUGUUGGAAUUUCCAAAGGCUAUCGACCAACCAACAGUCUCUCCAGCUCAACCGGAGCUAGGCUCUCCGGCUGCAGAAGCUACGGCACCAUAUGUUCCCUCCGCCCUGGCUAGGAACUUCUCCAAACCAACGGACACAAAUGAUGCAACGGGAUAUUUCCAUCCCAAUUUCCAGACGCAAAAGCGUAUCUCCCAAUGGCUUGCCCACCGUCAGUCUUCUUCUAUCAGUACGACCAAGACAUCAUCAUCGGCAUCGGCAUCCUCUUUUGCGGAGCACCGUCGAAAACGAUCUCAGUUCUAUCAGCUCUCGGCAGCACCACCCAAAUGUUUGAACUUGUGGCCCCAUCACCACCACCAUCAUCGGACUAUGACUGAGUCGACGGUGGCUAGUACGGUCGAGACAGAUAUCUUGUCGUUUGAGAAUCAGAGUCUGACAGACACAAGUGUAGCUACUCCUACUGAUGCACAAAGUCGAAGUCUCACUGUCAGAAAUGCCUCCAAAGGAUUGAGACCCAUCAUGAGCGGGGUGCCGGAUAUUCCACCCAGCUACGUGGAGGUCCUCAAAGAAGUGGACGACGUGAUCAUCAGAGAGAUCGGUGGGCCCUUGAGGAGCCCAGGCGUUGGAGUUGCCUUUUGA
Capronia epimyces CBS 606.96 is the source of this 1311-nucleotide messenger RNA. RefSeq lists its product as uncharacterized. The transcript has a single exon. Bases 1 to 1311 code for a protein of 436 amino acids. NCBI's taxonomy places the organism in Eukaryota, Fungi, Ascomycota, Eurotiomycetes, Chaetothyriales, Herpotrichiellaceae. The record is from RefSeq and is a predicted model, not a curated record.